Sus scrofa (pig) is the source of this 1402-nucleotide messenger RNA. RefSeq names its product nucleobindin 2 (gene NUCB2). The record is from RefSeq and is a predicted model, not a curated record. Gene Ontology annotation, cellular component: endoplasmic reticulum-Golgi intermediate compartment; extracellular exosome. Lineage: Eukaryota; Metazoa; Chordata; Mammalia; Artiodactyla; Suidae. Gene Ontology annotation, molecular function: calcium ion binding.
CAGGAGGCGGGAGCGCGCGGUGGGUAGAAGUGCAGAGCAAAGCCGCCGGCUGGGGGCUGGAGAGGCAGGUCUGUGCGCUGCAAACAUUCAGCAGGCGGAGCCUCGCGCGUGGUUCUCCAGGCUUCGCAAGGCCGGUGGCCUCGAGAUGAAGUGGAGGACCAUCCUUCUACAAUAUUGGUUUUUCUUGGUUACAUAUGUAUUUACUGCUCUUGAAGCUGUGCCUAUAGACAUAGACAAAACAAAAGUAAAAAAUACUCAGCCUGUGGACAGUGCGAAGAUAGAACCACCAGAUACUGGACUUUAUUAUGAUGAAUACCUCAAGCAAGUGAUUGAUGUGCUGGAAACAGAUAAUCAUUUCAGAGAAAAACUACAGAAAGCAGACAUAGAGGAAAUAAAGAGUGGAAGAUUAAGCAGAGAGCUUGAUUUAGUAAGUCACCAUGUGAGGACAAAACUUGAUGAACUGAAAAGGCAAGAAGUGGCAAGGUUACGAAUGCUAAUUAAAGCUAAAUUGGAUUCCCUUCAAGAUACAGGUAUAGACCACCAUGCUCUUCUAAAACAAUUCGAUCACCUAAACCACCUGAAUCCUGACAAGUUUGAAUCUACGGAUUUAGAUAUGCUAAUCAAAGCGGCUACAAGUGAUCUGGAACACUAUGACAAGGCUCGACAUGAAGAGUUUAAAAAAUAUGAAAUGAUGAAGGAACAUGAAAGGAGAGAAUACUUAAAAACACUGACUGAAGAAAAGAGAAAAGAAGAAGAAUCAAAAUUUGAAGAAAUGAAGAAAAAGCAUGGAAAUCAUCCCAAAGUUAAUCACCCAGGAAGCAAAGAUCAACUAAAAGAGGUGUGGGAAGAGACUGAUGGAUUGGAUCCUAAUGACUUUGACCCCAAGACAUUUUUCAAAUUACAUGAUGUCAAUGGUGAUGGCUUCCUAGAUGAACAAGAAUUAGAAGCCCUAUUUACUAAAGAGUUGGAGAAAGUAUAUGACCCCAAAAAUGAAGAGGAUGAUAUGGUAGAAAUGGAGGAAGAGAGGCUUAGAAUGAGGGAACAUGUCAUGAAUGAGGUUGAUACUAACAAAGACCGAUUAGUGACUCUAGAAGAGUUUUUGAAAGCUACAGAAAAAAGGGAAUUCUUGGAGCCGGAUAGCUGGGAGACAUUGGAUCAGCAACAGUUCUUCACAGAAGAAGAACUGAAAGAAUAUGAAAAUCUUAUCUCUGUACAAGAAACUGAACUUAAGAAAAAGGCAGAUGAGCUUCAGAAACAAAAAGAAGAGCUACAACGUCAGCAUGACCAACUUGAGGCUCAGAAGCUGGAAUAUCAUCAGGUUGUACAGCAGAUGGAACAAAAAAAAUUACAAGCAAUUUCCCCAUGCCCUGGUGGAGAAUCAAAGAUCCAGCCACGUAUGUAA